AUGGCUCGAAUGGUGAAGCUAUUGCGCCUGUCCCGAGUGACCAGGUUCAUCCGCGCAGUUCCCGAGCUGAUCAUCAUUGUGAAGGCCAUGGGUUUCGCGGCGCGUUCUGUGCUCGUGUUCUUCUUCGUGUGGCUAGUCAUCAUUUAUGUCUAUGCUGUGGUACUGCGACAAGCCACUGACGGAUCAGAUGUUGGAAUCAUGCUCUUCCCUUCGGUUCCUGAUGCUAUGAACUCCCUCCUUCUGGAUGGGCUUCUUGCAGAUUAUGCUCCCUUCAUGAA
Molecule: messenger RNA, 278 nt
Organism: Symbiodinium necroappetens
Lineage: Eukaryota; Dinophyceae; Suessiales; Symbiodiniaceae
Source: the annotation of a GenBank genome assembly